Molecule: messenger RNA, 4687 nt
Organism: Sipha flava (yellow sugarcane aphid)
Lineage: Eukaryota; Metazoa; Arthropoda; Insecta; Hemiptera; Aphididae
Product: serine-enriched protein-like
Exons: 8
Coding region: 830-2476 (548 amino acids)
Molecular function (GO): protein binding
Source: RefSeq, a predicted model, not a curated record
ACGCGCAACAUCGGGUAGCAAUCGGGGUGCGGUCGCGGGGGCGGAAGAAGCUUGCUCUCUCGCGAAGGCGGUACACAACGUGUCUCGCGUACACACAAUAGUAUAAUCAUUAACAAAAACAAUAAUAACAGUAGUAGUUGCGGUGGUGGUAGUAGUAGUAGUAGGAGUAGUACUAGUACCGGUGACGGAGUGACGCGUUUAUCACAGUUCGAUUUGCUGUCACGAGCGUAGCACGUUCGUGUAGAGGAUAUUAUACAUAUAUAUCGAUUGGCGAACAUGCACGGGCCGCCGGUGAUCGGGCCGCGGAGCUUUUGCAGCUGGAGCACGCUUGUUUCCCUCCGCUUUCGCUUUUCCGUAACGCGUAACCGCUCUUCCCUUCCGCCCGUCCGCACUUCCGCUGCAACCAUCUCUUAUCGUUUACCGCCACCGCCGCCGUUGCCGUUAACGUCAACGCCGCGUUCCAAGCGACCGGGGAUUGUACGCGCACGUCCGCGUCGUCGUUGUCCAUUUCUCGUUAUCGUUGUCGUUCGCUCGCACCGUUACGACGGCACAGGUGAAGGGUUACCCUGGCCGCGACGUGCCCAUCCACCGCCAGUCACCACCCUUCCCGCACAGGGCAGCAGCAGUAGUCGGUCCGGCGUCGUUAUAAUUCGUCGUCGACACCGGGCGCGCGCCGCGUGCGCCCGUAUUCGUAAACGUUUUUGCCGACCUCGAGCGGCGUACCAAAUUGCGCGCGGGACCCUUGUACCGCGGACGCGUUCGCCGUCGCCGGGACGCGCGUGCACGUCUGGACUCCGCCGCGCCGCUCUGCACACGAACAAUUAUAAAGAUGGAGCAACAAUAUACUGUUACGACAACGUCCACAGCAAUAGACGAGACUUUGUUUGAAUAUAAAGGUGGAUUGGCUGACGAUUUGAAAUUUCUUGCGGCCAUUCCAGAAGUUUGUGACGUUACAUUUUUAGUUGGAGAAACACGAGAACCGGUGUGCGCAGUCAAAGCAAUACUUGCGGCCAGAAGCCGAGUGUUUUAUAAAAUGUUAUACGACACGAGUGGCAAACAAAUACAACACCAACACUCAGUUGGGAUUGGCUCAUCGAAACGAAGUGGAGGCUUAAUUAAGCAGUUAUCUAGUGCGGCAAGCGGGAGUCAAAGUCCUCAACAACAAAACAGACUAAGAAUGCUAUUGAAACGGAGUUCAGAACCAUUGUUAAUAUUUCAACACAAUCAACAGCAGUAUCAAUCACGGCAACAACAAAAAUCACCACCAAAUAGGAAUAGUAUUAAAAACAACAGUAAAAUGUCGUCUACCGGAACCAACACAUCAACAUCUUGGUCGAAGUACAAGCGAGGAAGUUCUGCUGGAACAACAUCGAUAGUAAAUAAUACUUCGACGAGUGUGACAUCUUCGACAGUGAUUGUAAUUGAAGAAUUCGACGCCGAUGUUUUUCGACAGUUAGUUGAAUAUGUACAUACAGGAUGUGUGACAUUACAACCACGAACGUUAUUAGGAGUACUAAACGCUGCUGACUGUUACGGGUUGGAUGAGUUGCGAGCCGCGUGUACGGGUUUUGCCGACACCGGUGGCGGUAUAACCGUGGACACGGCGUGCGCGCUUUUGGCGUCCGCUGAACGUUACAUUCACUACAAGUGCACCAAAUCGCUGGUGCAAAAAGUGCUCGAGUUCGUAGAUGAGAAUGGUGGACGCGUGCUUACCCUUGGAUCGUUUACUUUACUGCCGCAACAUGUUGUCCGACUUAUACUAUCACGGGACGAGUUACGAGCAGAUGAACUGACGAAAUUCCAGGCUGCGCUGAUGUGGGCGAAAAAAUGUGCUGCUGAUGCUGCCGAUAAUAAUAAUCCCGAUUCCGAAGAAGCAGACUGGCGUUCGUUAUUCCGGGAACAUUUCGCGCCCAUCAUCCAGUACCACAAGAUUGCAGCCAGGGUGAUUUUGGACGAAAUCAUGCCGUUGGGUGUGGUUCCCGACAGGGACCUUUUGUCGGCACUUGCCUAUCAGGCUGAUCCGAACAGCGUGCGGUUGGAGUCCAUAAGCGGGACUGCGGACCGAGAUCAGUUGCGGUGCGGUAGACGUCGCACGCGUUCCAUGUCGGUACAAAGCGGCGGUGCCGGUGGCGCUGGCGACGACGACGAGUCAGGUUACCAUCAGGUAAACGUGGCCGCGGGCCCGUCGAUCGCAUCGGUGGCCGGCGUCGGGCAAACUGCACCGGCCACGCCGACGUUGAGCAGCGGUGGCAGCGGCGGUAGCGUGGACACGGCGGGACAGCAGCAGCGGCCACCGCCGCCGCGGCGCAGGCGACGUACGUCAUCGAUUGCGCACCAACAACACGGGUCGCGGCCGCAGCAAAAACAUCACCAUCAUCACCGUUAUUAUCCGCUCAACCGGUCUUCGGACUCCACCAACAGCCACAGCUGUUACACGAGCGACGACGAUUCGGCGGACGAUUUGACGUCCUCCUAAAUGGCAGGAUCACAUAUAUACACAUAUAAAUCUAAGGAUUACGCAACAUCAUCCCAUUUUCGUAACGAUACUUUUAUGCAGACAGUUCAACGAGAAAUUAUGACUGCGACGCUCAUCCUAUUGCGAACGUCUAUCGAAAGGCCCGGACAAGUGGUUGGGCGAUGGGGCAGGACGAUUUUUUUUUUUUUUUAUGCGCAGUCCUACUCUCUCGUUGAACCAGCUAUAGGCGAGUACUAGUCGGACACGACACAAGACAGUAACGCAUACUCCUGCUCCGUAUAUCCUUUCUGCUCCGUAUACUCCUCAUCGUGCUCCCCCGCGUAUUGUUUCAUGAUAACACAGACCAGACUGGUUCCCGGUAUAUAUUAUAUACGUAUUCGAUUUUAUUAGGCAUGCGACAUCGUAACGACCGAUUUUUUUUUGUGAAUAUAUGAUGAUCAUGAAGUAUGCGUUUCGACGGUUGACCGGUCAAACAAAUUUCCAUUUUUUUUUCAUACUUUGAAAAAAUGUUUAUUUUAUACAUUAACUUCGUUUUAUGCAGUGUAUGCAAUUAUAGUAUAAAUGGUUGGUAAUCUUUACGCAAUCGCUGUUCAUCGUCCUUGCUAAAAAUAAUCCUACUUUCCUAUUUAUAUAUAAUAUUAAUUUAGGACUCGGAUCUAAUUGCACUAAAAUCUAAUAGGAACCAAUUGCUGUAAACCUGGUUACCAAGUAAAUUGAUAUAAGUUUCAUUAAAUAAUUAAAAAUAUUGCGAUAAAUUGUUAUUUUGUGGGAGUAUUUAAAUUUACUGUGGUACUUACUUUACAACGGUAAAACCACAAAUGAUCCAUUGCGUCAUUUUGGCUUUUUUUUUGGAACAUUAAUUAUUAUAGUCAUUACUUAUUACUUGGUUAAUGAGUUAUUUAUUCGAAAUAUAAUAUUUAAAUAAAAUUGACGAAUGACUUUUACAAAUUAAUAAUUUCAAACGAUUACGACAGGUAUUUUUAUUUUCUAUUUGUUCUCUUAAAAAAAACGUAAUAAACAAUUUAAAUAACCUAUUUAGUAAGACGUAAAUACUUGUUGGAUAAAUAUUAUUUAUGGCCUCGUAUUAUUAUUUAACCGUAUACACCGUAAAGACACUACGAAUAGGGAUAUUUUAACGUCACCUUCUAAAUUACAGACAUACAUCGAGUGCCGUGUUUUGGCCGGAGUCUUACAGCCGUGCAUCUUCUAUCGACGCGAAGCGUUAUUCAAGAGGCGCACUGGUACAGACCUAAAGUUUCCAUUGGGUCUAAGUCGUAAAAGGGACCACAGUAUCGAACCUGAGCCCGUACCCUUGUAGAGCAUGGACACGAGAACCGUGUCGGAUCCCGUGGUUUUGUUUACUAUUCCGACUCAUAGACACCACAUUGCAGCCGAAGUAGGCACCUUAAUCUCGGAGAGGAGGAUCAUUGUUUCCGGAGUGACAAGCCGGUUCGGCGUACAAUAGGGCUCCACCCUUCCUUGAUGUCAACUAGGUUACAUUGGUGCGUCAACCCGGGUCCUUCCCAUUGUUUUGGCCACCCGAGCUGGCUAGUGGUGGUCCGUGUAUUACAGCCAUACGUAUAUUUAUCUGUAAUGAAUUGAUCGAUACUAUUACUGAGAUUAAUCAACUAUCCUAGUGUAUCAACUGUUAUACCAGUGGCGUAUUUGAGGGGUCAGGGAGAUGAGAGCGAUCGUCCCUAGCAUAAAUUGAUAUGUUUGUUUAAGGGUUUGCUAUAUAUUUACUAAGAUAAAAUUACAAAACUUAUAAAGAAACAUAGCAUUUUUGAUUUAGCAAGAUAUUCUUUUGUGGAACAUUAUUUUAAAUAAACAUUGUUUUUUAGUACCAAAUGUAUGCUGUUUGGUAAUUUCAUGUGUCUAAGAUCUUAACAUUUUUAGGAAUUUUUAAAAAUAAUAUGUAAAUUUAAAAAAAUAAUUACUUCAAUUUGGUUAAAUAUUGUUUUAACUCCCAGGGCACAUUUAGGAUUUUUUUUUAGAGGGGAUAAAAGGAAUAUAGUCCCCCUCUUUUCGAGUGAGUUUUUAUUUACCCCUAUCCUCCAUCAUAGACUCAAGCCAGAUAUGCUACUGCGUUAUAAGGAUAAAUAAUGGUCAAUUUAGUGGUUCUGCGUGUAUACCUAAUACAAAUAAACAAAUAGCCACUAAAACAAAUUGUAACCGAAUAAAUAGGUUUUUAUUUUUUAUGCGAAAAUUCAA